CAUAUAAACAAUUAAUAAUGUUGAGAAUUUUCUAUACUUAAGGCAUUGCCUCAAUGGAUAUUGCACAAGAUGACUAUCUUUUCAUACCUGCAUAGAGCCACACCCGUCACACAAAAUCGAUGAGAAAAAAAUCAGUCCCUGUGGAAUUUUUUUGCUUUGUUUACAGUAUGGGAUGGACCCAUAAAAUCUUAGAAAAGUUGAUUAAUACAAAGGCCACUAAUAUUGAUUAAUUUAAAACUUUAAAUAGAUUGAUUUUGUCAUGGCUUCAAUUCCGCUGACACCGAAGAGUUCUGUAAAGAAGUCUAGUCCUUUUAACUUAUCCAGUCCAAAUGUAAGAAGUAUUUCCAAAAAGACUAUUGUAACAUUAAAUGAAGAAGAUGUAUCAUAUAUUGAAGAUGAAGAUGCUACAUAUUAUAAUGAGACCACUGCAUAUUCCGAUGAUGAUGAAUUAGAUGAAGAUUUAGAUGAAGAUGAUGAGGAUGAUGAAGAAGAAGAUGAAAAUCUUGAAGUGGAAAAGAUCGAUAAGAAAAAUAUUAUUAUAAUAAGUGAUGAAGAAGAAUUACAAGGAGAUACUAUCGAGUCAAAGACUAAAACUUAUAUUCCUCAACCACAUCUGAAAUUCUAUCAAUUUUUAAUCAAGCAUGAAAUACCAAGAAAAACAUUCCAUUCAUCUAUUGGAUUUUUUACCUUAUGGUUAUAUACAUUAGGAACAAGUACUCAUCAACUUAUAGCACCUAUGUUUACCAUUUUGGUGCUAGUCUUUGCUAAUGACUUUAUUCGCUUUCAAAAUCCAUCAUUAAAUAGAAAGAUUGUUAAGUAUAUGUGGUUCAUAAUAAGAGAAAAAGAAGUUAAUGAAUACAAUGGUGUCUUAUGGUACUUAAUUGGUUUAAUUAUUGUUUUCAGUAUUUUACCUAAGGAUAUUUGCGUUAUGAGUGUCUUAUUACUUAGUUGGGCUGAUACUGCAGCUUCAACUUUUGGAAGACAAUUUGGAAAAUAUACUCCACAAAUUUCAAAAGGUAAGUCAUUAGCAGGAUCAAUAGCAAGUUUCAUUGCUGGUAUUAUCAGUUGUUACAUUCUUUAUGGUUACUUCAUUCCUACAUUCACCGAAAAAGUUGAUUUACCAGGUGAAAUAUUUUGGACUGAAGAAACCAGUUCUUUAAAUUUAUUUGUAUUUUCUUUAUUUUGUGGAUUCAUUGCUAGUGUUUCAGAAUUCAUUAAUUUAUUUGAUUUAGAUGAUAAUUUUACCAUUCCAGUUUUGAGUGGAUUUUUCAUCUAUGGACUUGUGAAUAUUACUCGUAUUUAAGUAAUAUGUUAUGAUAAAUAUGCAUCCAAUAAUCUAUAGAAUACCCCUUGCAUUCAUUAGUUAUAACAUUUAUUUUCAAAUUUUGUUUGUUAUAGUUC
This is a messenger RNA of Scheffersomyces amazonensis, 1401 nucleotides long. RefSeq names its product diacylglycerol kinase. Bases 260 to 1303 code for a protein of 347 amino acids. Gene Ontology annotation, cellular component: endoplasmic reticulum membrane. Gene Ontology annotation, biological process: phosphatidic acid biosynthetic process. Lineage: Eukaryota; Fungi; Ascomycota; Pichiomycetes; Serinales; Debaryomycetaceae. The record is from RefSeq and is a predicted model, not a curated record. Gene Ontology annotation, molecular function: ATP-dependent diacylglycerol kinase activity. The transcript has a single exon.